GGCUUUGUGAGGAAAUUACGUCACAGAAGCGCGACUGUAAAACUGACAUAAAUCCUCUUGUAGCUUUGCUUGUUUGAUGUGCUUUGUUUUUGAAAUAAGAUACCGGGUUGGUGUUCUGCUGCACCGCGAAACGAGCCCGAACCAGACCUUCAAGUCGAAAACAGUCGGAAGACUUUCUCCGUUAAAGCCCAGAGAUAGCAGCAGGCGAACUAGCUGUUAGGAGACGAAAGAGGAUUUCAAAUUCUGGAUUCUGAAGACUCCGAUAUUCUUUAACCGAGAAGAGGCCACUAGUCUGUUGCCACACCGGAAUAUUCUUCCUUUGCUUUUAUUUAUUUAUUAUUUUAGCUAGUUCUUCAUUCCCUUCUCCUUUGUGUUGCUCCGCCGGCUCAUGGCGGCCUCCCUGCCCCAGAAGCCGGGCAUAGCAGGGAUGCCCCCCGGCGCCUCGGUGGCCCCGGGCCAGCAGCCUCCACAGGGAGCUCUUCGAGAGAUCUCCCCAGUGUUCCUGUGCAGGAUCGGACAGGAGACCGUGCAGGACAUCGUCACGCGCACUAUGGAGAUCUUUCAGAUCACGCGGGCGACACAGCUGCCAAACGGUGUGACCCAGAGCCACGCCAUGUACCAGGAUCGCUUCGGGAAGCUGCAGGAGCACCUCCGCCAGCUGGCCCUGCUCUUCCGGAAGCUCCGCCUGCUGUACGAGCGCUGCGUGGAGAUGACCUCUGACUUGCAGGAGGAGCCGGCAGAGCUUGUGCCGUAUGUAGGAGAGGACCUCGUUUCUGUUCGGGUGGAGCCCUGCAGCCCGGCUGUCAGCCAGGAGAGACAGGAGGUCCUGGAGAAAGUGCGGCAGAAGAACCAGGAGAUGAAGGUACUGAUGGACCAGAUGAGAAACCUGCUGUGGGACGUCAACGCCAUGCUGACGCUCAGGAAGUGACGGCCAUCAGAGCAGGCUUUGACUCGUGAUGCGGAGAAGGUCGCCUCCAGUGCAGAAGUUCAGCCGGUAAGGAUGAUGGAUGAACGUGGAAACAGAUCUCCUGGAUAGAAACGAGCGUUUAUGAAUACAAGUUUGUGUGCAGAAAUCUGAUCUCCUCCGUGUGCCGUCAGCCCGCUCACGAGGCUCCGAAGGUUUUGAUAAACUCCGUGGCGGCAUGAAUGGAAGCUCUGUUUAGAGGCAGCUUCAUAUUUUUUUUUCCUUUUUCUUACCAUAAAAUAAAUGGUUUGAUUCCCAGAAAGAGUCUGACUGGUGGUGAGGCGUCAUCAGGAGACUCUCGCUGAACUUUGGGAUGGUUUGUUUUUCAGCUUUUUUUUUUUUUUUUGUCCUUUGAGGUGCAGCGCACAUGAAUUCAGUGCAAAGCAAACUUUCCCUCAUCUUAAACUUGAAAGUGGAGCCACACCUUCAGGCUCCACCCUGCUGUUGAUGCAGCUGCGCUGCGUUUGUUCUGCAAAUCCUGCGGCUUCACCCGUUUGUCUGCGGCUGAGCGUGAUUUGUGAGCGUGUGCAACCACAGCCUGCUAUCACAAAAAAAAAAAUCGCAAGAGAAGAAGCUGGAUCACUUCCAAACUCCCCUCCUCUGCAUCCUCCUCCUCAUCAUCAUCCUUGAGUCUGGGCCUGCAGAGACGAGGAAGCAUCCCACUCUGAUGGAAGAGGAGGCGGCCUCACCUCACUCGCCUCUAUUUUUAAAUGCAGAGAACCUGAUUGCAGAUCAGUCACGCUGCAGAGGCGCACCAAUGCCGAGACACAGGCUGGUUCUUUACCCCGGUGGAUGAGUCCAUCUCAUGACCAGCGAGGGGAAACUGUGUAACACAGGAAUCUCACUAAAACUAGAACAUCUCAUCUGCUGCAGAACCACAGAAAGAAAAAUCAAAUGUUGAAAUUCUCCUCAAAAGAAAUAAAAAACAAUUUUAUUUGAAUAGAUGAAGAGAAUAUAUGUUUUUAUUUUUGU
Oryzias melastigma (Indian medaka) is the source of this 1936-nucleotide messenger RNA. RefSeq lists its product as uncharacterized. Gene Ontology annotation, biological process: positive regulation of DNA-templated transcription. Gene Ontology annotation, cellular component: mediator complex. Gene Ontology annotation, molecular function: transcription coregulator activity. The coding region runs from base 389 to 928 and encodes 179 amino acids. Lineage: Eukaryota; Metazoa; Chordata; Actinopteri; Beloniformes; Adrianichthyidae. The transcript is spliced from 5 exons. The record is from RefSeq and is a predicted model, not a curated record.